This is a messenger RNA of Ostrea edulis (European flat oyster), 1494 nucleotides long. RefSeq names its product interferon-induced protein 44-like. The transcript is spliced from 5 exons. Lineage: Eukaryota; Metazoa; Mollusca; Bivalvia; Ostreida; Ostreidae. The record is from RefSeq and is a predicted model, not a curated record. The coding region runs from base 137 to 904 and encodes 255 amino acids.
CAUUUUUAUAGCGCUGCCAGCACCUGCAGAUCCUCCUGAACUGUUGAGCAAACCUUGGAGGUCACACAUUAAAUGGACCCCGGGGAACAAAAACCAGCUUUUAGAGGACAUUAAUAACUUUAAAGUGAAAGGUGGGAUGCCAUACCUAAACUGUUUGUUGAUAGGACAAGCAGCAUCUGGUAAAACAUCGUUUUUUAAUACAAGUGCUACAGCAUUGAAAGAUGAAAGACGAAUAUUAGCUCCUUUAACUGUACUCAAAUCCAGUGGGAAGAGUGUUACUACAAAGUUUGAAACACAUCCUCUCUACACCAAGAAAGAUGAAGCUUUAAAACUACGCAUAUUUGAUUGCCGAGGACUUCAUGAUAUACAGGGCGUCAAAACUGAAGACGUUCAGCUUAUUGUCGACGGCCAUAUCAAACACGGAUAUACGUUCAAUCCAGCGAGCCCAAUAAGCCACAGUGAUCCUUACUACCGGGAAAAGCCAGAACUGAAAGAUAUGAUACACUGUGUUGUGUAUGUAGUGAACGCAGAGAAUCCAGGAUUAGCGCUAGCAGGUGAAGCUGCGGAAAAGAUAUUCAUAGACAUCAAAUCCAAACUUGGAGAACGGCAUGUUCCACAAGUUGUUCUGAUGAACAAAGUGGACCGACUUCGAGCUUCUCUGGGUGAUGAUAUAUCAGAAUUAUUUCAAAGUGUUGAAAUUAAAAAGAAAUUAGACGCCGUGGCCAACUUUACGAAUAUACUAGAAAUGAACAUCUUACCUAUGUCCAACUACCACAACGAGCGUGUACCAAACACAAACAAAGAUAUACUGGCACUGACUAAUUUAAAAACCAUUAUGGACUAUGCUAAUGAUUUUGUUUACAAUGCAAGUGAUAGAAACGCUCCAUCGGGUUUCUACGACUGAUGUAAUCACCUGACAAGUGGAUGAAUGACUCUACUUUUGGGGAUUGUCAUCUAUAAUUUCCUUUUUCAAUUACACACACUGUAAAUGUAGCAAAAAUGAUUUGUAAUAUUUGAAUUAUGAUCUCUUAAUGUUUUAUCUUUUCACUUCAAUUGAUGUUUGUGCGGACAUGUUACAGAAAACUGAUAUGCGAGUAUAAUAUCAAAUGGCGACUUUACUGGAUUUAUCAAAUAUUUAAUCAAACUAACCUGCUAUUAAUUUGAAGAUUUAAAUGUGCCUCCAUACAACUAAAUCCUAUUACUAACCAAGACAUUAAAUGAGAAUUAAAUGAGAAUAAGAAAAUAAUGAACGCUUUCAAAUUUUUGUGAAUACCCGGUAUCUCUUCAAAACAAAGAAUUGUAUUACAUGCGCAAUAAAAAACACUAUAUCACUGUUUCUGUGCUAAACGAACUACGACUAAAAAAUCACAUAAUUUGUGUUUGGAUUGGAUAUCGAGCAGUAUAAAAUACACGAUCAAUAGGAUAUACACAUAACAAUAUCAUGGUAAAUCUGAUAUCCAUUACCUUAUAAAGGAUCAAAUUUAUUCAUGAAUA